AUGCAGAACCACAGCGAGAUCGAGAAGUUACGCAGGGACAAGACGAACAUGUGGUACAUCAUUGAGAUGGCCUCUCUGGUGCCCGUGUGCAAAUCCAUGUCCCGGAAGCUGGACAAGGUGACCGUCCUCCGCAAGGUCGCGCAGCACAUCAAGACCAUACGUGGUUCCACAAAUUCGUACACGGAAGGGCACUACAAGCCUUCAUGGCUGUCAGACGACGACGUGAAAAACGUUGCCUUACAGGGUGCUGACGGUUUUCUGUUCGUUGAGAGCUGUGACUGCGGUCGAAUCCUGUUUAUGUCAGAGUCGGUGCAACAGACACUCAACUACAUUCAAGGAGAUAUCCUCGGACAAAGCUGGUUUGACAUUCUGUACUCUAAGGACAUCGCCAAAGUCAAAGAGCAGCUCUCUUUGUCGGACCCGUGUUCGAAGGAAAGACUCAUCGAUGCAAAGACGAUGCUGCCGCUGAAAGGAGAAUAUUUGCAGCACCAGAGCAGGCUGUGUCCCGGUGCUCGUCCCUCCUUAUUUUGUCGGAUGAAAUGCAAGACGCAGGGUACCGUCAAAGAGGAGGCCGACACCACGACGGGAGAUCUGGACCUGGCGAACAGCUUCGUGAGUCGGGACAUCCUGACUGCCGGAAGUCAAGACAACAGUGAAGGAAACGACGAGGCGGUCAUGGCGGUCAUCAUGGGCUUGCUGGAAGCUGGCGCUGGACUUGGUGGACCGGUGGACUUCGGUGGCAUGCCGUGGCCAUUGCCUUGAAACAGCCGUUCGCAAUCCUGUUUACUCGGACCUCUCGUGAACCGUUUCUCGCGUCGAACAGAGAAGAAUACAGCAGCUAUGGCCACUCAUGCGAAGACAUUGCAACUAUUCACUCCGAAGUGUGUGCACGUUACCGCACAGAAAGUUAUGCUUCGGUAAAGACCAAGCCCAGCAGGAAACGUUUCAAGGAACUGUCGUCCAUCUCUUCCUGCGCGGUUCCUCGUAAACCACGUGGCGUGCUUGUCGUGGAGUGCU
Molecule: messenger RNA, 1017 nt
Organism: Rhipicephalus microplus (southern cattle tick)
Lineage: Eukaryota; Metazoa; Arthropoda; Arachnida; Ixodida; Ixodidae
Product: aryl hydrocarbon receptor nuclear translocator-like protein 1
Source: RefSeq, a predicted model, not a curated record